Molecule: messenger RNA, 1695 nt
Organism: Pisolithus orientalis
Lineage: Eukaryota; Fungi; Basidiomycota; Agaricomycetes; Boletales; Pisolithaceae
Product: ClpP/crotonase-like domain-containing protein
Exons: 8
Coding region: 60-1511 (483 amino acids)
Biological process (GO): L-valine catabolic process
Cellular component (GO): mitochondrion
Molecular function (GO): 3-hydroxyisobutyryl-CoA hydrolase activity
Source: RefSeq, a predicted model, not a curated record
CCUGAGCGCCGAGCACUCCACUCGGAACUUGCCAAGCUUGUCGGGUUGCCGCUUCCGCCAUGCUAGCAAUUGCAAGGAUGUCCAACCACAGGGUCACAACGGCUAUUACGAGGACUUGUGCAAUUGUUUCACAUAUGUCUACAAGUGCAACAUCUUCCCUUGACCAGCCAGUACUCUUCCAGUCCAAUGGUUACACUCGAACAUUCGUGCUAAACAGGGCCAAAAAGCUCAAUACUCUAAAUACCGCCACGGUGGAUACACUCCGACACCAGGUCGAUCUGUGGUCAAAGUCCGACCUUUGUCAAAUCAUUAUCGGAACUGGCUCAGGCCGCGCCUUCUGUGCGGGGGGAGAUGUUACGUCUGUUCUACGCGAUGCUCUAGAUGCAGGGACACGACCAAAAGCAUUGGAUUUUUUUAGGAAAGAGUUUGAACUGGUUUACGUCCUGUCACAACUACCUAAGCCAUAUGUGGCUGUCUUGGACGGCAUUACCAUGGGUGGAGGCGUAGGUCUUUCCAUAAACGCACCUUUCAGGGUAGCGACAGAGAAGACUGUGUUUGCUAUGCCAGAAACAAAAAUAGGCUUUUUCCCGGAUGUAGGAGCAAGCUACUUCCUGCCGAGGUUGGAGGGUGAAGUGGGCACAUAUCUUGCUUUGACGUCAGAAACUCUCGUUGGGAGAGAAGUCUUUGAGCACGGUCUUGCCACGCACUAUAUCACAUCACGAUCAGUUCCAAGCCUGCUUGCACACCUGGCCGCACUUGAGAACCCAAGUUUCUCGCAAAUUAACCGCACUAUCGAAGAGCUGCAUAUCGAACGUCAACCAAACGAGGCACAUAGUAAACUGACCGGCAACGUUCGCGAGGCGUUGGAUGCUGCGUUCUGUCACGAUACCGUGGAAGAGAUCAUACAAAGCUUGGAGGCCUCCACCGAGGCUCCUGACACGCGCGUUCGGUUAUGGGCCAAACAAACUUUGGAGACUUUGCACAUGCGCAGUCCCACCAGCCUCAAAGUUACCCUCUCAGCUCAAAGACGGGGGAGGGAAAUGUCCUUGUUGGAAGCAUUGCAAAUGGAAAUUGGAAUUGCCGCAGCAUAUUGUAGUGAUGCAAGUCAGGAUUUCUGCACUGGCAUUACCGCAGCUUUGAUCGACAAAAUUCAAGGUCGGCCAGCGUGGUCCCCUGACAAUGUCAGUGACGUCUCCUCCGAGACCGUACACCGGUUUUUCUCCGAGCAAUCGCCCUAUCGAUCCUUGGCACACAAGUUAUCGGUGGACAACCUCCCGGGUCGGAAUUUUGACUUCAUGACUUACAGUCUGCCAUCCGAAUCGGAGUUGUUAGACUCGAUUCAACCAGCCUGCAAGAAAGGGCCCGUGACUAUCCCUGACCUGCUGUACAGUCUGGAUAGUAUAUGCAAACGUAAAUUCGGCAUCGCGGAGAAGAUUCUAGACAUAGUGCAUCGUAAAUGCCACGUUACUACCAGCAAUGGAACGGCCACCGCCACUUGGAAGGGGGAAUGAUGCUGAUACCAUCGCGGUGGCUAAGGGAUAAAAUACCUGUGAACUUUAGUACUGUUGGCGCUGGUCGACUAUGUACAGCGUAAUUGAUGCGUUUUGGUGCCGCGCGGCUAAAAAUGUCCGUGUGUAUAGAGACAUUUGCUAGUCGUCUGUCCAAGGCUUACUUUCGCGAUUGCGUCGAGCUAUU